This is a messenger RNA of Gilbertella persicaria, 388 nucleotides long. RefSeq lists its product as uncharacterized. The record is from RefSeq and is a predicted model, not a curated record. Bases 45 to 323 code for a protein of 92 amino acids. The transcript has a single exon. Lineage: Eukaryota; Fungi; Mucoromycota; Mucoromycetes; Mucorales; Choanephoraceae.
UUUUUUUUUGUUUUAUAUUUAUCAAUUAACAAACAACAACAAUAAUGAGCUACCGCGGAAACCAAGAUAUCUCUCACGCUGAAGCUGCACUCGGUGCUGGUCGUCCUUAUGAAAAGAGCAAUGAAGGUCACAACCAAAUGUUUGAUAGCAUGAAGGAAUUGGAAGCUCAUCAUGCUAAGCACACUGGUCAUCCUCCUGGCAAGCAAUCAAGAGGUGAAAGAAUUGAUCAAGAAUUAGCCGAAGAAGACAAACAAACCAUUGAAAAGAAGAACCAAGCUCACAUGCAAAGCGAACAAGCUCAUGCCAAGCCCAGACACGAAUAAAUAAUAAACUGUUUAUAUAUGAUUUUGUAAAUAAAAUAACUUUUUGACAAGAUUUAUGCAAGUAA